Fraxinus pennsylvanica is the source of this 1329-nucleotide messenger RNA. Lineage: Eukaryota; Viridiplantae; Streptophyta; Magnoliopsida; Lamiales; Oleaceae. The record is from the annotation of a GenBank genome assembly.
AUGAAGAAAGAUAAGGAAUUGGUAAUGGAGAACCCUAGCAAAAAUGAGGAAGAAGAAGAUGAUGAUUAUGAAAAUCAAAGAGCAGCAGCUUUCCCAUUCUCCACUCGCAACGCUUCGUCCAAAUACGAUUUCGUUAAGGUGAAGGUGUGGUUGGGUGAUAAUGCUGAUCACUAUUACGUGCUGUCCAGAUUUUUGCUUAGUAGGAUGUUAACUGUCACUAAGAUUCCGAAUCACGUGGCUAUUAAGAUUGCUCUUGAACUCAAAAAGUUGCUAAUUGACAAUAGCCUUCUUGAUGUCUCACAAUCCGAUUUGGAAGCCAAUUUAUUCAAGCUUAUGGUGCGGCGAGGUUACAGGGAAGAAUAUAUAAACCGCUAUAAAAUGAUGACAAGAUUUCAUCAUCAAAGGGUACCUUUGGUUAUACUUGUUUGUGGUACUGCAUGUGUGGGAAAGUCUACAAUUGCUACUCAGCUUGCCCAACGGCUAAACUUGCCCAAUGUUUUGCAGACAGGCAUGGUGUAUGAACUGCUACGCACAGCAACAGAUGCACCAUUAGCAUCUUCCCCUGUGUGGGCUAGAGAUUUCAGCUCCUCUGAGGAACUAAUAACUGAGUUUUGUAGAGAAUGUUGGAUUGUUCGUAAAGGUCUGGCUGGUGAUCUGAAAAAAGCAAUGAAAGAUGGGAAGCCGAUAAUAAUUGAGGGAAUGCAUUUGGAUCCAAGUAUCUACUUAAUGGAUGAUGAAAAUAAAUUAUUGACAUCCUUGCCAGUAUUAGAUGAAGAGAAGUCUUCGAAGAAUGAUAAAAUUGGAAUGGCAGUUGAGAAUGAUUACAGUACUGAAAAUGGUAAUCAAGGCAAGAGGGAUGCGAGCCGUCAGGAAGGGAGAUCAGGGGAAAUAAUAUGUACCGUAGAUGGAGUUGCCGAUGAUCUGAAAUCUGUGGAUAUAGGUAGCAGUCUACCUGAUAAUGAAGGUGAGACCAUUAACGAUUCUGAAGCAGACAAGGCUCCUUCAGUCAAAAGAGAAAAGUCUGGUCCUGAACCCAUAAUAGUUCCAAUAAUCCUAAAGAUGGCCGACUUUGAUCAUAAGGCAUUGCUAGAGGAAUGGAUAUCUACUCGUAGCUGUGAAAAAUAUCCAAUUAAGGACAAAGAUAAGCUAAUAAGCAACUUAAAAACAAUCCAGGACUACCUUUGUUCAUUUAAGUCACAGGGUUUAACAGUUGUCAACAUAUCUGCGACAACCUUCCCCCAAACACUGGAUUGGCUACACAAUUAUCUACUCCAGUGUAUUGAGCAGGGCACAUUGUCUGUUACUAGUGAGCAGACAGUGGGAAAUUAA